CAAGAGACCGCAUCAGGCAGCACUCAACCCACCCACCACACACACACUCAUCAACAGCUGCCCAUCAUUCAGGCCAGGCAGAGACACACUCCCAUCAUGCAGCGUCCAACGCGGCUCGCCAUCACCGUCCUGGUCUCCCUCUUUGUCUUGUGGAAACUCAUGACAUUCGGCAAGGGAGGCAGCAGCAGUGUUGAUACACCUGGCAGCAGCACAGGGACCGGUACAGGCGGUAAGGUCAAGCAGGCUGUGAAAGGCGCGUACGAUGCAACGGUCCAACUCAAAGAUUCUGUCGGUGGUGGACGCGUACAAGAGUACCUCUCUGGUUUAUCGGAAGGUGCCAAGUAUGCCAUGAACACACCACGGGCCAAUGCCACUUUUGUCACACUGGCUCGCAACUCUGACUUGCAUGAGAUUGUCAAAUCCAUUCGCAAUGUCGAGGACCGCUUCAACCACAACUUCAACUACCCCUGGGUCUUCCUCAAUGAUGUCCCUUUUGACGAUGAGUUCAAGCGCGUCACAUCUGCCAUGUGUUCCGGUAAAGUAGAGUAUGGUGUCAUCCCAGACGAUCACUGGGGCAUGCCUUCCUUCAUUGACAAGGACAAGGCUGCUGAGACACGCAAGCAAAUGGGCAAGGAUAAAAUUAUCUAUGGUGACUCUGAGUCGUAUCGCUACAUGUGUCGUUACGAAUCGGGAUUCUUUUAUCGACACCCACUCAUGAUGAAGUACGAGUACUACUGGCGCGUGGAGCCGUCGAUUGAAAUGUACUGCGAUGUUGAUUACGACCCUUUUGUCUUUAUGAAAGAAAAUAACAAAGUCUACGGCUUCACCAUCUCCUUGUAUGAGUAUGAGAGUACCAUCAAGACACUCUGGGAGGAAACCAAAAAGUUUAUGAAGAAACGACCGGAACUGAUGCCGAAGAACAACCUCCUCGAGUUCAUCUCGGAAGACGGCGGCGACACCUACAACAAGUGUCAUUUCUGGUCCAAUUUUGAGAUUGCAAAACUUGAUUUCUGGAGAAAAGGUGCGUAUGCGGAAUACUUUGACCAUCUCGAUCAAGCAGGCGGCUUCUUCUACGAGCGAUGGGGCGAUGCACCCAUUCAUUCAAUUGGCGCUGCGUUGUUUGCAGAGAAGGACCAAAUUCAUUGGUUUUCUGAUAUGGGCUAUUACCAUGUUCCUUUUACGCAUUGUCCAGUGGACCCCAAGAUGCGAGAAAAGUGUCAUUGCGAUGUCAAGGAGAGCUUUGACUGGAAGGGCUGGAGUUGCACACCGCGCUUCCACGAUGUCAUGAAACUUGAGCGUCCUGCAAACUGGAAGGAUCACAGUAAUUAGAAGCUUCUGCCUCACUCAUAUCCAUCCCAUAUCCAUUAUCUCAUUCCAGUCAGCUUGUCUCUUGCUAUUCAGCAUCCUUGAUCUGCUGCCACUCCGCAGGUGUGUAAUCGCGCUGUGUAAACGCAUGCACGGCCUUCACCUCCUCCAUCAACUCCUUCAUCACCAGCUUAUGCCGUUGUAAUGUCCGUAGCCCUUCAAACUUCCCAGACACAAUCACCACCUCGUACGCUUGUCCGCAUCCACCACUGAUAUCCUCAAUUUCAACAUGCGUUGCUGCAAGGCGUGACCGGAUCGCUGUGUCGAGUUGUUGGCGAUCGACGCCGGAUGUGGUUGACGGUGCUGAUGUGUCUUCUGCCAUGGAUCUCGUCUUGACUACUGCUUCAGGAUU
Molecule: messenger RNA, 1717 nt
Organism: Protomyces lactucae-debilis
Lineage: Eukaryota; Fungi; Ascomycota; Taphrinomycetes; Taphrinales; Protomycetaceae
Product: nucleotide-diphospho-sugar transferase
Exons: 1
Coding region: 97-1329 (410 amino acids)
Biological process (GO): protein O-linked glycosylation; cell wall mannoprotein biosynthetic process; protein N-linked glycosylation
Cellular component (GO): membrane; Golgi apparatus
Molecular function (GO): alpha-1,2-mannosyltransferase activity
Source: RefSeq, a predicted model, not a curated record